UGGCCAUAGGGUCAGCCCAACAUCGACAUUCAUGAUUCAUCGCAGCAGCCAACAAUCCACAAAAGCCUAGCCAUCCGCUCACCCCCUUCGCUUCGGUGACUCUCUCCCCCUCUCCUUCCCCUAGGCCGCCGCUAUGAAACCUCCGGUCGCCAUGGAUUCUGCCGGAGGAAACUCAGGCAAGCUGUUCGACGAAAUGCCUCCCCGUUCGUCGGAUCGAGGAUGCCCCCGGAGCCCGUCACCGGCGGCGAUGGAACACGGCUUCGACAGACACUGUGUGGUGCUCGGCGGAAUGCCCAAGAAGAGAUCAAGGUUGGAGUUGGACGCGGGGGUGUCACUGUGGGCAGGCCUUCAACCGGACAUUCUAGGAAUCGUGCUCCACUUCCUUCCAUGCCUUGCCGACCGUGCGAGGAUGCGGUCCGUGUGCCGUCACUGGCGAGCCAGCGCGAACGGCCACGUCCUGCCACCGCCGCUGCCCCUGCUGAUGCUUCCUGGUUUCAAGUUCUCGAGCCUAUCAGAUAAGGGGGAUUUGAUGCCUGUGCGGUGCGUGCCGGUGCCUAAGGAGGUUGCAGCUGAUGAUCUCCGAUGUGUGGGUUCUUUUCAUGGAUGGCUUGUAGGUGUGACUCCUAACAAGGAUCGCAGCGACGAGUACAACAGAGAUGCCGAUGGUGACUGCUUCCUGGUGAAUGUUUUCUCUCGCAAGGUCAUUCGCCUACCGCAGCUGUGCCAUAUGCGUUACAAUUUCCCUGCUUACUCCAGUAAGACCCUCCGCAUCAUCAAUGGUUCUGGUGAGGUCUAUUUUCGUGUCAAUGAUAUAUACACAAUGUCACUAUGCAAUGUGGCACUAUCUGCUUCACCUGACUCAAGAGGCAAGUACAUUGUAGCUGCUUCCUCUGACCACAAGUGUGCAUCAAAACUUGCUCUCUGGCAGCCUGGGAUGAUUUCAUGGCAUAUUUGCGCUGGCGUUGACAUUGAUGGCCCAAGAGAUCUCACUUUUUACCUUGGGAAGCUGUAUGUGCUCCAAAGAUAUAAGAUACGCCUCUUUGCUUUUGAAGUUGGGGAGGACAAUGGUGGGCUCAUGGUCUCUCGCGUUAAGCGUUGUCUGAGUGCGCUGCCUCUCCAUCAUCCCUACCAGGAAGGUGGUGCAAUAAGUUGUAAUAUGGUUGUGUGGCGUGGAGAGCUAUUAUUAAUCAUCAGACACUACAGCGACAAUUACCGUGACCGAGAAGUUCUUAAAGUUGAAGUGUUUGCACUGGAUGUUAACACAAACCCUUAUGGACUAACUGAGAUUCACAGCUUGAAUGGUGACUGUAUCUUUGUUGGCUUAGGUGGCUGCAAGUCCUUUCCUGCUGGUCUACAUCAUGGAGUUGAAGGUGACCAUAUCUACUUUGUCCCUGAUGAUUGGAAGCCUUAUGAUACAUUUGUGUAUAGCAUGAGAGAUGAGAACAUGACCACUGAAAGCUCGCUUCAAUUUGAGUUUCACACAUUGAAACUCCUAUGUGACAACCAAACAUUGUUUGGAGUUUGGACACUUGGUGGAGGUGACCUCCUGCUGUGUUGUAACUGACAAGGUUAAAAGAGCCUUUUCAGCUAGAAAAUUGUCAAUAGACUGAGUUGAGAAAUAAGAUGGGGAAUGAUAGGUUGAAUCAUAUUGAGAGAGAUGUUUUGGCAAUCACUGAAGAUGAUAUUUUGUAAUAUUUCCUAGAACUGAAUAAUAGAGUGAAAAAGUUUACCUCCGUUAUCUCAAA
Oryza sativa Japonica Group (Japanese rice) is the source of this 1745-nucleotide messenger RNA. RefSeq lists its product as uncharacterized. Gene Ontology annotation, molecular function: protein binding. The record is from RefSeq and is a predicted model, not a curated record. NCBI's taxonomy places the organism in Eukaryota, Viridiplantae, Streptophyta, Magnoliopsida, Poales, Poaceae.